This is a messenger RNA of Morchella importuna, 738 nucleotides long. RefSeq lists its product as uncharacterized. The record is from RefSeq and is a predicted model, not a curated record. NCBI's taxonomy places the organism in Eukaryota, Fungi, Ascomycota, Pezizomycetes, Pezizales, Morchellaceae. Bases 1 to 738 code for a protein of 245 amino acids. The transcript is spliced from 3 exons.
AUGCACUUCCUUGCGCUUCCGCCGCACCACAACCUGCCCUCAGACCAAGAAUUCAUUAGCCCCAUCAACAUGUCCGAAAUUACGCCCACAUCACAUGGCAUCAUUGAGGUGUUACGAUCGAUCGUUGCUGCGUCCUCCCAUCUCCUUUCGCCCGCCGAGCGCGACAGGAUCACAGCCGAAGAGUCAGCUCGCGCGUUCGCCCUAUUAAAUAUAGCAGCAGAUACCGCCUGGCAAUGCGCGCAUAGAGAAGAAAUAGACUCAAUCACACGGCUCGAGGAAGCAAAGCGGUGCCAAGGGGAAGUUGCCCCGGUGGGAGGGGAGCAAAUUAACCACGCUAGGAAACUGGAGAUUAUUAGAGCCGAGGCGGACAAAGUAGCGGAGGAGGCGGAAAGACUGAAGGUGGAAACGCUGAAGAUAAAGGCUGAGGUAGAAAAGGAAAUUUCCCAGAAGGAAAAACUUGUGGUGGAGGUCCAAAGGGUGAAUGCUGAGAUAGCAAUUUGCCAACUACGCCUUGAACUUCAUAACAAAGUUAUGAGUAUCUCUACUCAAGUAGUGCACGUGGAGCUUUAUAGUCCAAGCUUGCCCUCACAGGCUAUCAACCGGAUCCUGCGAGGAACUCAAAGAGGUGUUCUUCUCCAGAAGGAUAAGGCGCUUGAACUUGCGAUGAUCAACAUUGAAUCUCUAUUUAUUGAGGACCAAGUCCGUACACGUCUGGCGGUAGUAAGCCAAGGUUCCUGA